AGCUCUCUCGAGUCCAUGUGCUUGGACACGAGUUGGGCACAUGUGCCUUCUCUAUCACUAUAAAUUCGUAGGGUAUUCAGAUGAAAAAAAAUAUAGAUCAAAAUAUCAGUACAACAAUCCACAAAAAGAAUCCACCAAAUCAUUUUGCCUUUUUUAAUUUCCAAACUUAUUUAUCACCUCCACUCAGCUCUCUCGAGUCCAUGUGCUUGGACAUGAGUUGGGCAGAUGUGCCUUCUCUGUCACUAUAAAUUCGUUGCGUACCCCUACACUAUCGUACUCACCUCUUUCAUUUACUGAGCCAGAAGCUAGCUAGCUACUCUCUUCAACCAUUCCUUCACUCCAAAAAUUCCCCAAAAUUAAGAGGUGCAUAGGUCUCCAAAAAAAAUAAAAUCCAAAAAUGGCAGACGGAAGAGGUGCUGAUUGCAAUAGUGAAACAGCUGUGAGGUCUAUUCGGAAAGUGCUUUUUAUUUCUGCUGGUGCUAGUCACUCCGUUGCUCUUCUCUCUGGAAAUAUCGUUUGCUCAUGGGGACGAGGAGAGGAUGGACAGCUCGGCCUUGGGGAUGCUGAAGAUCGAUUUUCUCCAACUCAGGUGAGUGCACUGGAUGGGCAGGAAAUAGUAUCCGUCACUUGUGGGGCUGAUCAUACAACUUCUUACUCAGAGGGCUUUAAGCAAGUUUAUAGCUGGGGAUGGGGUGAUUUUGGGAGAUUGGGUCAUGGAAACUCCAGUGACUUGUUCACUCCUCAACCCAUUAAAGCACUUCAUGGUACACGCAUUAAGCAGAUUGCAUGUGGAGACAGCCAUUGUCUUGCUGUUACCAUGGAAGGCGAAGUACAGAGUUGGGGGCGAAAUCAAAAUGGCCAACUAGGCCUUGGCACCACAGAGGACUCUCUUGUGCCUCGAAAGAUUGAAGCUUUCAAGGAAAUACCUGUUAAAAUGGUUGCUGCUGGUGCCGAACAUACAGCUGCUGUUUCAGAAGAUGGUGAACUUUAUGGUUGGGGUUGGGGUCGAUAUGGUAAUCUGGGCUUAGGUGACCGAAAUGAUCGCUUGGUUCCAGAAAAAGUUUCAGCCAAUGUGGAUGCUUGCUCCUAUGUUCAACAAGAAGAGAGCAGACAAGGUGUCAUGCUUUAUGAAGCUCCAACCGAGAAGUCUUGGUUAAUUGUCACUCAUGAACUACUAAAGGGAGAAAAGAUGUUCAUGGUUGCAUGCGGUUGGCGUCAUACUAUCUGUGUUUCCUCUUCUGGUGCUUUGUAUACAUAUGGUUGGAGCAAAUAUGGUCAACUAGGACAUGGUGACUUUGAGGAUCACCUUUUUCCUCAUAAGGUUCAAGCUUUGCAUGAAAGUUUUACGUCUCAGAUAUCAGGUGGUUGGAGACAUACCAUGGCACUUACUGCUGAUGGAAAACUUUAUGGUUGGGGUUGGAACAAGUUCGGACAAGUUGGAGUUGAUGACAAUUGUGAUCAUUGUUCACCUGUGCAAGUGAAAUUUCCGCAUGAUCAGAAAGUGAUUCUGAUAUCAUGCGGUUGGAGGCACACACUUGCUGUUACAGAAAGGCAGAAUGUCUUUUCGUGGGGAAGAGGUACAAAUGGUCAGCUAGGUCAUGGGGAGUCUGUUGAUAGGUAUGUCCCAAGGAUAAUAGAAGUGUUAAGUGUUGAUGGAUCAAGUGGACAACAAAUCGGAUCUUCGACGUUUGACCCAUCUACAGCUGAAAAAUCUUGGGUUUCACCUACAGAGAGAUACGCUGUGGUUCCAGAUGAAAACGUGCCAAGGCAAGCAGUGAUUCCGGUAAGAGGGAGUGGAAACGACGUAAAUGUGCCGGAAAAUGAUGUGAAAAGGAUACGAUUAUGAGAUUGCUAGCUAUGAAUGUAGCGGUCGGCCAGUUGCUGUGGAUGUUCUCCACUCAAUCUUAUAUUCAAAUAUUAGUGUCUCUAUUUAAAGUUUAGACAACGAGCUCUGCAGAUCUGUAUUUCUAUGAUAUUUAUUUUCAUUUUUUUUUCCUUGUGGGGUGGGGUGGGGUGGGGAUGGGUGGGCUGAGGGAAGGUGUCUUCCCAUUGUUCAUGCAAGUCGUGAGAAAACUGAUCUUUUGACUUAUAUUCUUAACUACUUGGAGGGAGAAUUAUUGUUUCUACGCAUAUCUGACUGUAACUAUUGGUUUUAGAACAAUUAAAGAUUGAAAGCGCAACAUGCUCUUACAUGAA
Molecule: messenger RNA, 2196 nt
Organism: Capsicum annuum
Lineage: Eukaryota; Viridiplantae; Streptophyta; Magnoliopsida; Solanales; Solanaceae
Product: ultraviolet-B receptor UVR8
Exons: 13
Coding region: 398-1846 (482 amino acids)
Source: RefSeq, a predicted model, not a curated record